CGAGCGGGAAAUAGGGGAAUAAAAAUACGUGGCGCGUUACUCAGAUCCGUCGAUUUGCUGACUUGGUCUGAACAAAAGCAAUCCGGGACUUUUAUCACGUGACUUGCGUCAGCCAGCCAGCAGAUCGAGGCAAGCAGACGCGCCGUUCCGAUGUCGGUGUACUGGAAGGAGCAGUUGAGGAUAAUUCUUAAGGUGCUGCAUAUUUUCGAUUUUUUGGGAAAACUUUUAGCGUGACCACAAAACAAAAGGACGACUGUUGUAUCAGCGAACGCUGUUAUAUAGGUUGUGAUUUUUUGUCAACCCGUAGUGGUACCGUUCUUGGCCGCUGGGCCGACACAUCAUGUACCGGCCACCUCGUCUUCGUGUGAUGGAGGUGAACCCAUACUUGACUUGCGUGCUGUGUGGCGGCUAUUUUGUGGAUGCCACAACUAUCAUAGAAUGUCUCCAUUCAUUUUGCAAAACCUGUAUCGUACGAUAUCUGGAGUCCAGCAAAUUUUGUCCUAUAUGUGAUGUCCAAGUACACAAGACGCGACCUUUGAUGAAUAUUAGGGCUGACAAGACCCUACAAGAUAUCGUCUACAAAUUGGUUCCUGGGUUGUUUCGAAAUGAAAUGAAACGACGAAGAGACUUCUUCGACACUAACCCUGAAGCAGCCGCUUAUGUGACAUGUCCGGAAGACCGCGGGGAACUGACAGAACAGCGAGUAAUCUACAGCCCAGACGACACUAUCAGUUUAUCUCUGGAGUACGGAUACGGGAAAAAUCAGUUGCCGACCAAUGGCCAUUCCGCCACAACUACCGAUUCUGGAGAUUAUACGGAUUCUAAACGUCGAUUCCUCUGUUGUCCAGCUGCAGUAACAGUGGCUCAUCUCAAGAAGUUUAUCACCAUGAAAUACGGUCUUACUCAAUCGUACAUGGUUGACCUCAUGUAUUACGACGAUUCACUACGCGAUGACUACAAACUGAUGGAUAUUGCUUACAUUUACACUUGGAAGCGAAAUGGGCCUAUGAGGCUUUUCUAUAGAAUUUUGGACAAACCUUACAAGAGGUUGAAAACGUGUCACCCAACCUUAACUGAAACGCCAACUGUCAGUACUGAUGACAAAGUCAAGUCAUUCACUCCACAAAUACCAAAUAGAAUGCCUUCUGGUAUAGAGACAAAUGGAGUAGAGUCUUCAUGCACUGAAGAGAAAGAGGAUACUUUCAUUGAAAUUCAGUCAGGGUCACAAAGAAAAAAACCAACCAAGAAAGCAAUCAAGAUAACUUGAAAAGUCUUUGUGGUGAACCUUUCAAAGAAAGUCGCCCAGUUCCAUCAAAUUCAACAAGUGAUAACAGUCAAUUGAAUGGUACACAACAGGUGAUUACCAUAGAAAAAAAGAAAAAAGAUUAUAAAUCUCAAUCCUCCAAUGUUUUUUAUCUUCCAAAAAUCAAAACUAA
This is a messenger RNA of Limulus polyphemus (Atlantic horseshoe crab), 1436 nucleotides long. Its product is annotated as polycomb complex protein BMI-1-like. Lineage: Eukaryota; Metazoa; Arthropoda; Merostomata; Xiphosura; Limulidae. Bases 341 to 1267 code for a protein of 308 amino acids. The transcript is spliced from 10 exons. The record is from RefSeq and is a predicted model, not a curated record. Gene Ontology annotation, molecular function: promoter-specific chromatin binding. Gene Ontology annotation, cellular component: PRC1 complex. Gene Ontology annotation, biological process: negative regulation of transcription by RNA polymerase II.